Molecule: messenger RNA, 2199 nt
Organism: Gregarina niphandrodes
Lineage: Eukaryota; Apicomplexa; Conoidasida; Eugregarinorida; Gregarinidae
Exons: 1
Coding region: 1-2199 (732 amino acids)
Source: RefSeq, a predicted model, not a curated record
AUGGCUGUACACUUAGCCAGGAGACAGGCAUAUGCGGCGCGAUUGAUGGCGAAGACUGACCCGGACGUGUUGCGGCCAUGUCGGCUGGACCUGCGUUUCCAGUCGCCCCGGCGCGUGCGGAAUGCAUUUCGGCGUGAGCAAGCAGGAUCUGGUUGGCAGUCUAGAUACAUUGGUGAGAAUUAUUUUCCGGUGGAGGUGGCGCCGGAGUUGGCGCAAUGGCGACAGGCGACGGCGCGGAGGGCAGCGACGAUGCGCCGAGCGUCGGCGACGGGCGAAGACUCGGCUCGCGCUGCUGCAGCCGCGGUCUGCAACUGUUUCAGGCCGCGAGCACCGCCGACGUUGGCCCCGCCGACGGUGUCGCACACGCGUGUGCGAUGUCCCUAUUCGGACGAAGAAGUGGCGCGUGCGCUACACCGGACGUGCAGGUUGCGGAAGCCAUGGCCGGUGAUCGUAGAGAGGCUGCGGAAGACGGAGGCGCAGUUGCAGUUGGCCGGUGUGAAGUUAUUGGCUUCCCUUUUGCAGGCGCGCGCACUUUCCUUGCAGCUGGACACACUCGAGCAACGCAGGAUCGAAGACGACCACGUGUGGCGGAAUCUGCUGCCAUUCUGGAGUGUCGGAACAAACUCUGUCGCAACAAACUCUGUAGGAACAAAAGCAAUGGGGGCGGGCGAGCGCGGAGGUUCUUUACGGAAGUCGGGUCGGUUGAGUUCCACGUUUUUGAAGCCCGGCAACAGCUUCAUGAAGACGGCGAAUGGUCGGAGUGCGCAGUUGGCCGCGCACGUGGCGGGGUUGGGGGAUGCGACGUUGCACACAUUGCAGAUGAACCUCUCGCACCUCAAUCUCAACCAGCUCUGUCAGGUGCGGCUGGCGCUGCGAGACGUGCGUGGUCGCCGACCGAGUGUUCUGAGUUUGAGUCGUCAUUGUGACCAACAGGUGGCGGAGAAGCUGUGGCAGCUGCUGGUUUCGCGUUUGAUGACGACCGAUCAAGGACCAGACGGCGUGCUUGUGGGGAUGGAGACGGCCAUGCGAGAUACGGACUCUGCGACUGCGACGGGAUUGGGUCAACGACUGGGUCAACGACUGGGUCAGAGAUUCGGUCAGAGAUUCCGCCAGAAAAUGGGACUGGCCUGGCCAGGUCGCACACCCUACGCCAAAGCCUUCUCCAGCCACCCCUGCAUGAGCCAUCUCGCCUCGGACCUGACCUGGGACGCCGGCCGGUCGGCGUGGAGUGAAGACUGGAGCGAGUCCAGCAGCUCCGAAGACAUGGUGCCACAGGUCGUCGUCCCCGAACUCCGCCCGAAUGCACAGCAACGCAUGGGCUUCAAGGUCCUCCAGGCGCUCGGCGCUCUUGAACUGUCCGAGUGGUUGCGCCCCGAACUCAUCGAAGAACCCGAACAAGUAUUCGCAACCAUCCAGAGCUGGUGGUACGUCGACACGACCGACAUAAAGCCUGCAGACGUCAGGAAACGCGACGCCAAGGUCAAGAUGCCCCCCUGGCCUCCGUCCAAAUUGCAGUCGACCUGUUCUUCCAAGCCGCAGUCUUCAUCGAAGCCGGAGCCUUCUUCCAAACAGCGACAUGGCUCGAUGCAGUCGGCCCCGUUGCAGCCGGGGGGUGCGUCGCGGCCUGCGGCGUCGCGGCCUGCGGCGUCGAGGCCUGCGUUCAAGUUGCAUUUUGCGCGACCGGGGGCGACGAUGCAGCCGGAUCUGGCGGCGACGGUCGCGAGGGAGGAGGCGGUGUUCGACAGUUGUUUCGUCCGCAUUCCGAGUUUGGAGUUAAUGUUUCGGCGGCCGUCACAGACGGAGUUGGGAGCUGAGAUUUAUUGUUUAUCACUUUUGUCAUCUCCGCAAGAUUGCACCGCGCAUAAUGUCUGGGCUAUCCGAGCUUUGCCGGCUGAUGCAGACCUGGAGUGCCUACGCCCACCACCACCUCCAAACGCGUUUGUACCGGCGCUCCUCGGCGAUCCCGCGUUCUUACGUCGACGCGCGCGAGCCGAUGCCAACGCAUUCACCAAAGAAGCGCGACCUGCCAAAACAUUCCAGCGCCUUCAAAGCGUCAGCGCCGUCCGUGCACAACCGCCCCUCCAUGCCCUUUUGCCUCGCGGCUCCAAACUACUCAGCAGCGACAGCCGCACUAACUCCAACCCCCAUCGACUCAAACCACUCCACGAAGCCUGGAGCCCCAGCCUACCAAUUGACUGA